Rhodamnia argentea is the source of this 1921-nucleotide messenger RNA. RefSeq names its product amino acid transporter AVT3B. Gene Ontology annotation, molecular function: amino acid transmembrane transporter activity. The coding region runs from base 340 to 1635 and encodes 431 amino acids. The record is from RefSeq and is a predicted model, not a curated record. Gene Ontology annotation, biological process: amino acid transmembrane transport. The transcript has a single exon. NCBI's taxonomy places the organism in Eukaryota, Viridiplantae, Streptophyta, Magnoliopsida, Myrtales, Myrtaceae. Gene Ontology annotation, cellular component: vacuolar membrane.
CCUUCCUCCUUCCUUCAUAUCGUCUUCUUUCUGCAGUCGUAAGAUAUUCAGACCAACCACCAUCUUCAUCGUCACCAACCCAGAAACUGAAGACCGGAAGACGAUUUGAAGCCAUCAUCACUCGCCGUCUCUCGUACUCGCUUCUCUCUCUCUCUCUCUCUCCCGAGUCCCCUUCAUCAUCUCCUUGCAAGAACUUCGAAUCGCUUUGAUAGGUAAAAGCACACCGAUCGUUGCGCGAAAUCGAAAAAUUUGGCGUCUUUCUUCGGGGGGGAAUUCAUACGGCCACGACCCACUUUCGGAUUCUCCCGAGAUCGGAUCAAUCUCAGCUCGAAUUCGGACAUGGGGUUCGACAAAGAAGCGAGCUCGUCGUCGCAGGCCCUGAGGCUGCCCCUCCCUCGCGAGGACACGCCUCUUCUCGGUAAGCCGCGCCCUCUCUCCUCGCAGCCCAAGACCUUCGCGAACGUGUUCAUCGCGAUCGUCGGGGCGGGGGUCCUCGGCCUGCCGUACGCGUUCAAGCGCACCGGUUGGCUCAUGAGCCUACUCAUGCUCUUCUCCGUCGCCGCCCUGACCUACCACUGCAUGAUGCUCCUGGUCAUCACCCGCCGCAAACUCGAAUCCGCCCACGGGUUCUCGAAAAUCGCGUCCUUCGGGGAUCUGGGGUUCACGGUAUGCGGUUCGAUCGGUCGGAUCGUUGUCGACAUCAUGAUGGUGCUGUCGCAGGCUGGGUUUUGCGUCAGUUACUUGAUUUUCAUUGGUAACACGGUGGCUAAUCUGUUCAAUUCGGGUUCGGAUAGGACUGUGGGUGCGUAUUUGAGUUCAAAGAUAUGGGGUAUAUCCGCAAAGAGUUUCUGUAUAUGGGGGUCUUUGCCUUUCCAGUUGGGCUUAAAUUCGAUUAAAACAUUGACGCACUUGGCACCUUUGAGCAUUUUUGCGGAUGUAGUCGAUCUCGGAGCUAUGGGCGUGGUGAUGAUUGAUGAUGUGAGUAUUAUUUGGAAGAAUGGGGUAGAGGUUCAGGCCUUUGGGGGUCUGUCUGUGUUCUUUUAUGGACUGGGUGUGGCUGUCUAUGCUUUUGAAGGGGUCGGCAUGGUGUUGCAUUUGGAGUCUGAGACGAAAGAUAAGAGUAAGUUUGGGAAGAUCUUGGCCAUCGCGAUGGCUUUCAUUGCGUUGAUGUACGGAGGAUUUGGGUUGCUGGGUUACUUGGCGUUUGGCGGAAACACCAGAGAUAUAAUUACGGCUAACAUGGGGAAGGGCUUGAUUAGUACUCUGGUGCAACUGGGUCUCUGUAUCAAUUUGUUUUUCACCUUCCCUUUGAUGAUGCACCCGGUUUAUGAAAUUGUGGAGCGGCGCUUAUCGGGCGGAAGAUAUUGCAUUUGGCUGAGAUGGCUACUGGUGUUAUUAGUGAGUUUGAUUGCCCUGCUGGUGCCUAACUUUGGGGAUUUCUUGUCGUUGGUUGGAAGCAGUGUAUGCUGUGGACUGGGAUUCGUGUUGCCUGCUCUGUUUCACUUGCUGGUGUGCAAGGAAGAGAUGAGUUGGAAAGGCUGGAGUGUGGACAUGGGGAUUAUUGUGCUGGGACUCGUGCUAGGUGUUUCAGGGACUUGGUAUGCGCUCGUGGAAAUUUUCUCCACAAAGGUAUGAUUUUGAGCUUCGUUUUCAAGUUUCAUGACAGGGUAGCGGCAUGAUACACAUUUUGUAUCACUCUGUCGCAUGAAUGGCCUCUUUCCCUGCACAAUAAAAAUCAAUGAGCACGUAGUAUUUGCUUAUCCUUUGGCAAAAUCCCAAUAAGCAGUACAUAUAUCAGUGUGCUAAGUGAGAAUCAUCUGAAAUGUAAAUAGGAUUUCCAUGUUCUCAACUCUCAUCUUCUACUGAUUUCCAGAUCAUGGAGCUCCUAUAUUUUAUCAACUUUCAGAAGCAUUUUACAUUA